CAUUAGGUAAAUAUUUAGUACUGAGACGAACCUUCCUAGCUGCAUUGACGCCAUGUUGGUGUCUUAGCCACGCGGGCAAGCGGCGCAUUAUUGACCUGUGUUUCCUCCUUUAAGUGUAUUAUUGAGUGUUUCUUGGGCAUUCACAAGGCAGCAAGAUGACGCAGUAUCUUCCCCCGAACCUGCUGGCAUUGUUUGCCCCGCGGGACCCCAUCCCCUACCUGACCCCUGUGGACAAGCUUACCUGGGAGAAACCCACAGAUGGAUACUCUGGGGUGGCUAGCUUCAUCACCAGGUUUGAGGACCCUAAGGACACACCUCCUCCUACGAGAGUGGAGACGAGGGAGGAGCGACUGGAGAGGAAACGGAGGGAAAAGGCAGAACAGAUGCAGUACAAGCUGGAGCAGGAGAUAGCACUCUGGGACCCCCACAACAACGAGGCCGCCACCACUGAUCCUUACAAGUCACUCUUUGUCUCUCGCAUCAACUAUGACACUUCCGAGUCCAAACUGAGGAGGGAGUUUGAGAUUUACGGCCCUAUUAAGAAGAUUGUCAUGAUUCACAACGUCAAGACAGGGAAGCCUCGUGGAUAUGCCUUCAUUGAAUACGAACACGAGAGGGACAUGCACUCGGCUUACAAGCACGCAGAUGGCAAGAAAAUUGACAACCGCAGGGUGCUGGUGGACGUGGAGCGUGCCAGGACAGUUAAAGGGUGGCUGCCGCGACGUCUUGGUGGGGGACUCGGUGGCACCAGGAGAGGUGGGCCAGAUGUCAACAUCAAACACUCGGGCCGUGAGGAUGACCGGCGGAGGGGAAGUGGCAGGGAUGAAGAGCGCAUCCCUGACCGAGACAGAGACCGUUCAGACCGUGAGCGAGACAGGGAAAGGAGACAUUCCCGCAGCAGGGAGAGAGAAAGGGAGCCCAGGGAGAGGAGGAGGAGGUCUCGCAGCCGUGACCGUAAGAGGCGUCGUUCCCGUUCCCGUGAGCGAGGAGGAAUACCGGAAGAAGGUGACGAAAGGGAGAAGAGACGCCACCGCUCCAGGUCUCGGGAUAGGAAGCGUCGCUCUAAGUCGAGAGAGAGGAAACAUCGCAGGGACAGGGAUCGCGAGAGGAGGGAGAGAGGGCCGGGAGAGGAAGGCGAAGAGGGCAUAAAGAUCAAACAGGAGCCCGAGGAUGAUUACCCGGACUAUGGCAGCACCUAUUACAACAACUAUCCCAUGAAGGAAGAGGACGAGCGUUUGGCCAAGAAUGGCACCAAGUACGAGGAGGAAGAGGAGGAGCCCCACAACGAAAUAGAUUAUUAGUCUUACUGGAGUACUCUGAAGGUAGGGAGGGGAAAGGCAGGUUAUCAGUCCCUUGGAGGAGCAUGACAGAGUGGACUAAGGUGAAUAAAUACCGACUUAUGUUGUGUUUGGAGGUGGAGUGUUGCUUUGUGAGGAGCAGCAAUUGUCCUUUUGCCAGCCAAGGUGUAGGUUCCAGUAGGCAUUACAUGGUGGUCUCUGUAGGUUAGGUUCCAUUACAUCACCUUUAUUGGUUUAUCAGUGAGUGUUGAGAGUACAAUAAUGGCCUUUUGAGGUAGAGGUGGAAAGUCCUCUUGUGUUCAGAUUCUCUUCUAUUGCUCCUGCUGCUGUGGUUGCUUGCUAAGGGAGGAGUGAAUUCAGUGGUGCAGAAUUAGUGGCAGCAUUAGGAGGUUGCAUUGAAGCAGAGGUGUGUUAGUACUGAUCGCAAGGCAUGUUGAAAUGACCAGGUGGAGUGAAUUUGUCAAGUGUUAUGUCAUAGUAAGAUAAAGCAAUCAUCUUUGUCAACUGUAAUAUGCCCACUUUGAACAUGUACACCAGCCUGUGCUUGACAGUGCCUGUUGAGACUUGCUGGUGUGCACAGUAAUACAUUGGCAGGAUACAGAGAACAUAUGGAAUGGGUCAGACUGGCUUGUUAUCUUUUGUGUUUGGUUCCUCCAACUGUAUUUCAGCAGUACACCAGGGUUAGGGUCAGUUGAGAAAGCCUCCCUGUUGGUGUAUAUGAACAAGUAUGUAAUACAAUUAUAUGUACAAGACUGUUCAUGCUGACAAAUUGCUGAAUGAAGCUUUUUUUCUGUAAUGCUGUAGUGUAUUCUUAAGACAGACAGGCUUUGUUUUGACUUUGUUUUAAUGGCUUAAUCAUUAAGUUGUGCAAUACCUCAGGGUUAUUGGGAGUAGACCUCUUUGUAUCCUUUCUGCAUUAGUACUAGUGAUGCUCACCUCACCUUUUAUUAGUACUGUUUACAUAUUGCUGUAUCUUGUACAGAAAUUCUUGGACAUGUAUGUGAAAUGAAUACCUGAUUGAAAUUAAGUCAAUGAGUGAAUUAGCCAUAGGUUCAAGACUUGGAUCAAAACCCUGGUGUCUGUUGCAACUCUCAGGCCGACAAGACUGAUCUGAUCACUUGCACUCACUCACUGAGGGUGCUCUGGGUGCUGAGAUGCUGCUACUCUGGGCAGCUGCAGCCACAUGUACAUUAUCACAUCAUUCUGGUUGUCACUCAGCUGUGUAGUCAAGUGUAUAAUUCAUCAAUGACGUAAGUGUUUUGGAGCCUAGGAUCAUCUGUGUCAGGUGUGUGUCACUUUAGCAUCCAUGUAAGGGAAGUGUUCUUGCCGCAGGAGGUUUGUGGCCAGAUAUGUUUAGGAUCUUUUUUAAUUAGAGAUGAAAUAGGACAUGUGUUGUAUUUUUAUUAUUAAUUCUUCUGUGUGAACUUCAGGAUGUGUCUGAAUUUUUGGAAGUUCUUGCCCAACAAGAAAAAAUGUAUGAAUGAUUGCUAAUAAAUUAAGAAGGUAAAAACUUAA
Molecule: messenger RNA, 2813 nt
Organism: Portunus trituberculatus (swimming crab)
Lineage: Eukaryota; Metazoa; Arthropoda; Malacostraca; Decapoda; Portunidae
Gene: snRNP-U1-70K
Product: U1 small nuclear ribonucleoprotein 70 kDa-like
Exons: 10
Coding region: 156-1301 (381 amino acids)
Biological process (GO): mRNA splicing, via spliceosome
Cellular component (GO): precatalytic spliceosome; U2-type prespliceosome; U1 snRNP
Molecular function (GO): U1 snRNA binding; mRNA binding
Source: RefSeq, a predicted model, not a curated record